This is a messenger RNA of Drosophila santomea, 895 nucleotides long. RefSeq lists its product as uncharacterized. Gene Ontology annotation, molecular function: acyltransferase activity, transferring groups other than amino-acyl groups. Lineage: Eukaryota; Metazoa; Arthropoda; Insecta; Diptera; Drosophilidae. The coding region runs from base 18 to 869 and encodes 283 amino acids. The record is from RefSeq and is a predicted model, not a curated record. The transcript is spliced from 4 exons.
CCUGAGCAACAAUUGUAAUGGAAUCAAAACUAAUAGAAAAAUCUCAGUGGCCAGAGCUCAGAGAUUUGUACGCGAAUGAUAGGACUAAUCUCACGGGAUUCGACUUAAUCGAGUACUUUAUAAACUACAUACCCUUAUCCGAAUCAGAGUCCAUUAAGAUAUGCACCAGCGAUAAGGAUUGGACAACGCAUGGCAGCUAUAUACUAAUUCAUUAUUUGGAUGGCAAGGCCUAUAUUUACUUUAAUACCAUUAAGGGAUCGCUGGCAGAUCUAGAAAAACUGUUGUGCUCCCUUAAUCUGAAUGUGUUCCACUUGAUUUGUGGCUAUGAAGAGAGAUUAAAGCCAUUAGUCGAGGCAUAUUGGCUGAAUUUGGGUCAAGAUUUGACAAGACUUGAACACCAGGGCGCCAUUGUUUAUCACCUGCCAAGCUGCGAAGUUCCCAGUUGGAAACCGAGUGUAAAUACCUCUUGCAAAGUUGCUUAUCUCACUCCCAAACAUGCCGAAUUGGUCGACAAGCACUGGGCUUAUCGCUCAGCUGAUUCUAUGACUUUGAUAAGUGGUUUUAUGGAGAACAAUCUCACUGCUGGGGUAUUUGAUAUCCAAGGAGAACCUCUUGCCUGGUGCCUAAGAUCUCCCCAUGGAAGUCUAAGCAACCUGCACGUCUUAUCCUCACGUCGUCGAAAGGGAUUGGGAUCCUUGGCAGUGCGCUUUUUGGCUCAUGAAAUCAAGUCAAGGGGCUCAGAAGUCCUGGCUACUGUUGUUCCCGAAAACGAGGGUUCGCAAAAAAAGUUCCAGAAACUGGGCUUCAAGCCCAUCAGCAAACUCUACUGGGCAGUGAUACCCUGCUUUACAUAUAUACACAAUAAAUAGAGACUUCGAACGCCUACUUUACUUCU